AUGAUGGACUCGUCGCCUCAAUCCAAGAACCCGGAGCCCACGCUUCCCAUGGCCGGCACCAAGCGUCCUGCUCCGAGCCUCCUCCCGGCCUUCGAACCUCUCUCUUCCUCCCCGGGUUUUCCUCGACCUUCCAAGCGUCAAGCUCGUCCCGGUUCCGUCGGAGGAAACAACGCAUACCUCAAGUAUCCCACGCCCAUUCCGACUUCGAGCACCGGCAUCCUCUCGUCUUCCCCACCCCGUGUCCACCACCGCUCCGCCGCCUCGCGGGCUCUGUCUGCCGCCUCCGAACGCACGCCCCUAGGUUCCGUCCCCUCCAUUGAACUUAACGAGAACGGCGAGACCCUGCUCAUGGGCCGAUCCAGCAAUUCUUCACACUACCAGCUCUCCGCCAACCGUCUCAUAUCUCGCGUGCACAUCAAGGCCCGUUUCGUGCCUGCUCCGUCCGCCUUGGAGCCGAACAAGAUCGAGAUUCAGUGCAAUGGCUGGAACGGACUGAAGCUGCACUGCCAGGGCCGCACUUGGGAGCUUCUCAAGGGCGAUUCCUUCACCUCUGAGACGGAAGGCACCGAAAUCAUGCUCGACGUCCACGACGCACGCGUCAUGAUUCAAUGGCCGAAGCGGGACCACCGCGACCGCCUCGCGAGCCCCGAGUCCCAGUGGGACGACUCCCCGCCCCGGCCCAAUGGCCGUGCCGCCGCCGCCGCCGCCAACCUUCUCCAGUCCAGCCCUCUGCGCCGCACUUCCCGCAUCGAGUCCCCGGAUUCCCCGACCCCAGCUCAUAUGACCAGCUCUCAGCGCCUGCAAGCUCUUCUGCCCACUGAUGAUGGCGAGGUUCACAUCUACGAGGACUCCAGCGCAGAGGAGCCGGAGCUUCCCAAGCUUACUGACUCGGGUGUCAAUGUUGGCCAGAGCUUCGCGACCGAGGCCACUAACUCUUUCUCGUCCGACCUUAGCGAGCCCGAGGACGAGAACUAUCCUGAUGAAGAAAAUGAUCCCAUUGUUCACUCGUUUGGGCCUUUCGGAGCUGACAUCUCCAACCGUCUGGCCUCUGUGCUGUCUUCUGCGCCAAAGUAUCCUUCCUCCAAGCACUCGCGGCUGUCGCCGGUCCGCGACAACUCAAACCCCUCCAGCCCAGUCUCCGCGCCCCCCAAGUCGCCCGAGGUCAAGGAGGAGGAGGAAGAGGAAGUGAGGCAGCCUCCUUACGAGAACUCCGCCGUGCGUAACCACGUCGUCAACCAGCUCGCCUUCUCCCGUCUGUCGUCCAACCCGUUGUCGACCAUCAUGAACAACCUUCCCACAGAGGAGAAGAGGGGUUUGGCCAAGGAGCAGCUUAGGAGCCUCCUCGAGAACACGGCGUGCAUCGGCAUCAUUACACGUCAGGGCAAGGAUGCCGCCGGCAAGCCCCUCGAGAGCGAGUACUACUACGUCCCUGAGGCCGACGAUGAUGAACAGCGCCGCUUCGCCGUCACUGACGGGCUGCGGAAGCCUAGUCUGAGAGCUUGCAGAAAGCAGCACAAGCAAUACUACUGGAAACGCCCGCGAACCCCUUGA
Molecule: messenger RNA, 1551 nt
Organism: Colletotrichum karsti
Lineage: Eukaryota; Fungi; Ascomycota; Sordariomycetes; Glomerellales; Glomerellaceae
Product: transcription factor Tos4
Exons: 2
Coding region: 1-1551 (516 amino acids)
Molecular function (GO): protein binding
Source: RefSeq, a predicted model, not a curated record